Molecule: messenger RNA, 375 nt
Organism: Plasmodium relictum
Lineage: Eukaryota; Apicomplexa; Aconoidasida; Haemosporida; Plasmodiidae
Product: apicoplast ribosomal protein L29 precursor, putative
Exons: 2
Coding region: 1-375 (124 amino acids)
Biological process (GO): translation
Cellular component (GO): ribosome
Molecular function (GO): structural constituent of ribosome
Source: RefSeq, a predicted model, not a curated record
AUGAACAUUUUUUUUUGUUAUAUCCUAUUUUUUCUAUACAAUAUAUAUUUAAUUAUAGGAGUAAAUAUAAAAAGAAAAUAUGCAUUAUUUUUAAAUUAUACAAUUAGUAUCAAUAAGAAUAAAAAAAAUAUAAAUCGCUUAUGUUGCUAUAAAAAAAGAGUAAAGGCUAAAGAACUGAGAAAAUUAUCAACUGAAGAACUUGAAAAAGAAAUAGUAAAGUGCAGAUUAGAUAUUCAAAUGUUUCAGCAAAAAGGUUUCCAUGAUAUACAUAAUUUUAAUGUACAUUACGAAAAAAAUGCUAGGAGAAAAUUAGCCCAGUUGUUAACUAUUUACUAUGAAAGAUAUUUAGAUAACAAUAUAAGAUUAAAAACUUAA